This is a messenger RNA of Haliaeetus leucocephalus (bald eagle), 4005 nucleotides long. Its product is annotated as complement receptor type 1-like. The record is from RefSeq and is a predicted model, not a curated record. NCBI's taxonomy places the organism in Eukaryota, Metazoa, Chordata, Aves, Accipitriformes, Accipitridae. Bases 58 to 1716 code for a protein of 552 amino acids. The transcript is spliced from 12 exons. Gene Ontology annotation, biological process: negative regulation of complement activation, classical pathway.
GCACUGGCACCGGGAGCGGCACCGGCACCGGGAACGGGAACGGGAACGGGAGCGGGCAUGGAGGUGCGCUGGCUCUGCGCGAUGCUGCUGGUGCUGCCCGGCGCUUGGGGUGACUGCGAGCAGCCGCCGAGGUUUGUCUUUGCGGAGCCCCCCCAGCCCCUGCAGGAGUCCUACGCCGUGGGGACCACGCUGAGAUACACGUGUCGACCGGGGUACACGGUGGCCAGGGGCAAGUCCCCCCUGGUCAUCUGCCUCCCCAACUCCACCUGGAUGGCGACCCCCGACUUCUGCAUCGGGAAGUCUUGCAGUCCACCGGAUAUCAUGAAUGGCAACUUUGACUACAUGACCAACCUCCAGUUUGGGGUGACAAUAACCUACACCUGUAACGCUGGGUACCGCUUAGUUGGGAAGCCAUCUGCGCAAUGUGUACUUAAAGGCAAUGAAGUUUCUUGGGAUCAUGUUCCAUACUGUGACCCUAUUUCCUGUUUACCACCUCCUGUGAUCAAGAAUGGGCAGCUCAUCAAUGAGAACACAGAUUUCACCUUUGGCAUGGCUGUAACCUACAGGUGUAACAACAGUUUUUCUCUUAUUGGAGAUGCCACGAUUCACUGUACGGUGAAUGAUAACCUCCAGGGAAUAUGGAGCGGUCCAGCCCCUGAAUGCAAAGUGGUCGCAUGUAAAAAUCCAGAAGUGGAAAACGGGAGAAGGUUAUCUGGCUUUGGCACUGCACACACGUAUAAAAAUACGGUGACCUUUGAGUGUAAUCCUGGUCAUUUAUUGAAUGGUAGUAGUGUAGUUACUUGUGAAGCAGACAGUACCUGGAAGCCACCUCUGCCAACAUGUGACCCAAUCUACUGUGGUCCUGCUCCACACUUCCUUUUCGCUGAGUUAACAACGGCUGUGGGUGACAGGUCCCCUGUUGGAACCAAGCUGAGGUAUCAGUGUAAACCGGGUUAUGCUGCAGCAAGUGGAAAGUCCUCUCUUGUCACUUGUCUGAGUGAUGCAACUUGGUCUACAGACCCAGACUUCUGUAUACGACAGCAAUGUACUCCUCCCACGAUAGAGAAUGGGGAUGUGACUGCAAGCAGUUUCCUUUUUGAGUCAGUUGUGACAUUCACCUGUCAUCCUGGGUAUGAAUUAAAGGGGUCCUCGUCUGCCAAAUGUGUGGUAUCAGGAAAUGGAGUUGAUUGGAACACAGCACCUCCAUACUGUGAAAGUCAGCUCCCACGCAUUCUCUGCAAAGACCCCCCCACGAUUGACAAUGGGAUGCACAAUGGCACAAAGGGCACAGAAUUUGUCUACGGCUCCGUUGUAGUUUAUAAAUGCAAGGAUGGCUUCACCCUUGCUGGAGCAGCCUCUAUUCACUGCAAAGCAGGUCAUCAAUACCAUGGAGUCUGGAGCGAGCCUACUCCUGAAUGCAAAGGUGAUGUUCCUCCUGUGGAACAGUUCCCUCACAUUUUCUGUGGAAAGCCACCUACCAUUGACAAUGGGAUGCACAAUGGCACAAAGGACAUGGACUUUGUCCACGGCUCCACUGUAGCUUAUAAAUGCAAUGAUGGCUACACCCUUGCUGGAGCGGCCUUGCUUCAGUGUAUUGCAGGAGAUCAAUACCAGGGAGUCUGGAGCAAGCCUGAUCCUGAAUGCAGAGGUGGAGCGAACAUGAUCAUUGUUGGAAUCUUCCCCCUCCUCCUGGCAAUUCUCGUUAUGAACGUCUAGAUAGGGAAGGGGCACGGUGGGAAGGCACCUGUAGACGUGUCGGACUUGAUCACGCUGAUCCUAGUGCUUUGCUUUUCCUUCCUGUGAAAUUGGCCUUGAAGCAGCAACCGACAGACCUGGGAUGACAAAGCCCAGACGCUCUCUGCCGCUGCCCGGCAAGCACUCGCACUUUUGGGUGCAGCUGCACCUCGCGUUGGACCCAGCAGCUCCUGCGCGGGACUGGGAUGGGAUGGAUGGGAUGGGAGGCUCUCCGCUGCCCAGCUGAGAAUGCUCCUCAGAAAUCAAGUGCAGUUAUCCCCGUGUUAAGUCACAGUGAUGCCAAAGAGCUUCACGCUGCAAUAGAGUAGGCUCAAGAAAAUCCUGCGCUUUGGGUAACUCCGCAUGUUCAGUGUCUCAGCCCCACUGAGGGCAUGUUGUGCCUGGUCCUGACCAGGAUUUAGGGGUUUCUUAAGCAACCUGAGGUGGAAAGCGCUGCCAAGAGGAUUAAUGGUGAAUGUCUUCAUGUGAGUGAUACAUACUUAAAGAAAUUGUUUGAUACAAAUAGGAAGAUUAAGUUGGGUAUUAUCUGUGAGUACUGAAAGCAUUGAAAAUGUUCAUAUAAAAGCGCAGCUGUAGCCAUUACUUCAAGGCAAGUCUGAAUCAUUCUGCAAGUAGCAAUCCUUACAGAUCAGUAAUUUUACCAGACAGAAAAAAAUUUAAAUGCCUUAUUACAAAGAACUACUAUUCUGACUCUUCCCGUAUGGACUAAAAUUAGUUUUAAACUUCAGCUGAAGGUCUCUGCCCUGGCGCUAUCUUUGUGUCCCAUCAAGGCUUUUCUGCAAGUAGCUGGUGGAAACACCCUUCCUGUCUCUGUGGUGACUUAACGCUUCUUUUGAAGUGCUGAAGCUUUCGGUGGGCUGAAAGCCCCGUGAGGAACCGUGCCGGAUGGGUGCUCGGGGGCAGUGGAGCUCAUCCGCAGGCAGGUGGUGUCCGGGCCAAAUGCAGAAUUUGCAGGUGUCUUGGCAGAUGCCACCAAACAUCAGGAAGCUGCUGCGUGUGAACCUUUUCACUUUCUGCUCAAAUGCCACCUGCCUGGGUUGACUCCGAUGCAGGGAAUCGCUGUCUGAACUUGCACUUUAAAGGCUUUUUCAGGUGGUGCUGUGCGCCCCGACCAUGCUGGCUCCCACCGUGGGUUGGCUGGGUGCCAGCUCAGCCCCAGGGCACCUCGGGGCUGCUGUGAUGCUGGGGAGGAAGAGCAGGGUUUUGGCCUCUUGCUCCGCUCGCAGCAGGGCUGGUAGGCAGCUGCACAGGGCGACUGUUGCUCCGACGCUGCACCCAAAGUAGGCGCAGGUACUCAUCAAGCCAAAGCCUUAAUUUACUCCUCCGUGGGGAACGGGACACAAAACCCCGCGUGUUUUGUGCCCUUUGUUUUCAUCCUGUCUAACCUCACCUGGUUGAUGGUUGUGUUGAGGGCGGAUAGAGGUGAGGGAGGGAGCGUGCUGUCCCCAGCUCGAGUCAGGCUUUGGCAGUGCCACGAGGACAGCUCAGAUGACGGGACCUCACUCACCUUGUCUAAACCAAAGACACGGGCAAAAGUGCCCUCGAUUUGUUUGGCUGACAGAAAGCCCACGUUGUGAUGUUGGUGUCCUUUUCCAGUUUUAACUGAGCCUUGCUAAAUGAUCACCUAAUAAGUUAAAGAGGUAAGUAGCAUCUCAUAAAAUGAAGUAACAAUUUGAAGGUUUCCUGGGAAUCCUGUUUAUAAGGGAAGCAAAACUGUGAUGGGAUUUAGACUUGUUAAGCCUGAAUCCAGCUUGAGACACUAGGACUUCUAGCUGUUGGUAAAGCAAGGUUUUGAGGUUUGGGGUUUUGUCUGAUGCAGAGGUACAUCACCUGUCUGUGAGUUUCUCAUGAUGCACAGUUGGGAAUGGGAAGUAUUUGAAAUGUGCCUAUCGCAUACUUUUUGUUUCUGCAUUUUCAUCAGUGCUUUCCUGUUAACAGGAACAUGCAUCUAAUUAGAGGGAAAAACACACAUAGCCAUUUCCGUCAACAUGUUAGUCUUCUUCCAGAUAGACCCACAAAGUUCUCCCUUCCCAGCAGAGCACUGUCCUGUUCAGCUGUCACUGGGGUACCAUGAGAUACUGUUUUCGGAAGCCAGUCUUGCAGAGCAAGCACUUGCAGAUUGCCGGUUAUUUUUAUGUAUCUCUUACUGUAAGCCAUGUGAGUGACUAGAUGAACAAAACACCAAUGUAAAGCCUCAUAGCUUAGUGUCAUGUUCUGUUCUGUUAUUUAAAUUCCAGCACAAUUGUUCCU